Messenger RNA from Rhea pennata, 3419 nucleotides. It is a transcript of the gene GPR156, whose product is annotated as G protein-coupled receptor 156. Gene Ontology annotation, molecular function: G protein-coupled GABA receptor activity. The transcript is spliced from 9 exons. Gene Ontology annotation, cellular component: G protein-coupled receptor heterodimeric complex; membrane. The coding region runs from base 1 to 2484 and encodes 827 amino acids. Gene Ontology annotation, biological process: G protein-coupled receptor signaling pathway; gamma-aminobutyric acid signaling pathway. The record is from RefSeq and is a predicted model, not a curated record. NCBI's taxonomy places the organism in Eukaryota, Metazoa, Chordata, Aves, Rheiformes, Rheidae.
AUGGAGCCGAGAUUAAACUGCUCUGACCUAUGCGAUGGCAGCUCCAGUUUCAGCAGCCAGGAGCAGCAGCAAAGGACUCUGCAGGAGCUCUGCACCGUAACAGUCACAUUUUCUGACCGCAGUGGAAAGAGUUCCCCAUCCUUCUCUGCUGCUCUCUUGGGAGUUGUGUGGACAUUCCUGACAGGAGGAGUCCUUCUAGCCCUCUUCUUUCUCAUGUUCACAAUUCGCUUCAGGAAAAACAGGAUUGUGAAGAUGUCCAGCCCCAAUCUGAACAUUGUGACCCUGCUGGGCAGUGGCUUGACUUACUCUAGUGCUUACCUCUUCGGGAUUCAGGAGCAGAGUCUGCUGUCUGGAGACUCGGUGGAAAUGCUUAUUCAGGUGCGGCUCUGCUUGCUGUGUAUUGGGAGCUCCCUGGUGUUUGGACCCAUCUUGGGCAAAAGCUGGCGGCUCUACAAAGUGUUCACCCAGCGGGUGCCGGACAAGCGGGUGAUUAUCAAAGAUCUUCAGUUGCUGGCAAUGGUGGCAGCACUGGUGCUGGCGGAUGCGGUGUUGCUCCUGACGUGGGUAUUCUCUGAUCCAAUCCAGUGUUUCCGAAGCCUCAGCGUCUCAUUGCGGGUGACAGAAAAGGGCAUAACCUGUUCAGUGAGCCGGAUGCAGUCCUGCGCCUCUCUUUACUCUGAUCUUUGGCUCAUUCUUAUUUUAGGAUUUAAGAUUAUCCUGUUGCUGUAUGGGACGUACUUGGCUGGACUGACCGACAAUGUCAGCUCUCCACCAGUCAACCAGUCCUUGACGCUCAUCGUUGGAGUCAACCUCAUUUUCUUGGCUGCUGGGACUGUCUUCUUAAUUCAUCGUUUCUUCUAUGCUUGGCACAACUUGCUGUUUGGUUUCACUUCUGGAGGCAUUUUUGUGUGUACAACGACAAUCAAUUGUUUCAUUUUUGUCCCACAGCUCCAGCAGUGGAAAGCUUUUGAAGAGGAAAACCAAACUGUGAGCCACAUGGCCAAGUAUUUCACCAGCCCGAGCCGGAGCUGCCACUCAGCGUGCAGUGCGGAGCAGCUCUGCCAGCAGAUGGGGGAGAAGAGCUCCAUGCAGCGGCUGCUCUUGGAGAAAAAUGCUGUGAUCGAAAGCCUCCAGGAGCAGGUGAACAACGCCAAAGAGAAGCUGAUGAGGCUGAUGACUGCGGAGUAUGGCUGUGGUCCCGCAGCUGGGGCAGCUCCGUGUGCCACCUUCUCCGCCUGGUCCCAGAGUGCAAGGGAGCAUGGUGAGCAGCAUGGCGGCACCGCAGCAGGGGACAGGGUGCCUCUGCAGCACUGCCCCACUGAGCAGAACGAGUGGCAAUCUCCCAGUUUAUUGAACGCACAAUGCAAUCUGGUGCCUUGUAGCAAGCUUGAGUGCAAUGGUGACAUUGAGGAUAUCCAGAAACAUGUGAGCCAUGAGCAUGCACCGCCUGAGGAGCCUGCUUGUUCUCAGAUGCUGCUUUUUGACAUGGAGGAGGACAUCCCUGAAUACAGCCCCACAAGUACUCAGGAGCGAAGGAUGUCCCCAAGGACUGGACACCCUUUGCAGCAGCUGCCAGGCCAGGAGCUCUCAGCUGCUUGCAGAGGAGCAGAGCUCCAGGAAAGUGAUGGGAUGACCAGGGCACAGUCUGCCAGGGUCAAUUAUGUGAGCAGUGAAAAGCUGCAGGAAAUCUUGCAAGAGCUAAGCUUAGAUGGCAAAAUCAACAGCCUGGCCUCACCUCAGGGCCCCUGGCGAAGCAGCCAGGGUUCUCCAUGUGAGAGGAAUGGAGCACGGAGAGCCCAGGGAUACUACCCAGACAUCUGCUCUCCCCUCAGUCUCGAUCUGAUGAGGCAGCGAAGGAAGAUCCCUCUGCCUCUCCCUUCUGCCUGCUUUCCUGGGUCCAUGUCCCCCCGUACUUGGUGUGUUGUGAACAAGGCGGUGAGCAGGAUGCGUGGUGGACUAAGCACUCGGAGCCAUGAGGAGUCAACACACGUCUCUCCGGAGGAAGGAGGUGAUACAGGUGGCAGAAGGCUCCUUUACCAGCUGGUCCCCUCUCCUUCAGCCAUCAGCACUGAGCUUUGCCUCCAGUCAGAAGAACGGCAGGGCUGGCAUGAGCCCCAAAUCCAGGAGGUGGGCAGUGCAGUUCCAGUGGUAUGUCCAGGCACUGACCAAGAGCAGACCCACGAUGCCUUCUUGCAUCUCCUCCCACCACAGCAGGAUAUUCCAAGGGAGCCAGCGCAGCCCUUCCCGCACUCGCCAUGCUAUUAUCCAGACUCUGACAGCAGCAGCAGCUCUGAGGAGAUGUUUCACUGCUGCCACCGGCCCUACUGUGAGCUCUGCUUCCAGGGCCCACUUGACUCUCUUGACAGCAGUAGCACAGACACGGACACGGAGCCAGGCAGGUCUUUUGGCCGCUGGGCAGGGCAUCGCGGCAAGCCUCAGCCCAUAGUGAAUUUCAAAGAAGAUCUGAAACCCACGUUUGUGUGACUGUAACCACCCUACCCCAAAGGCAAGUGCCACCCUCCCCUCCCAAAACACACUAUGUUUAAAAUGAUACAAAAGAAAUACAUCCCUUUGAGGGAAGUGCGUUGUGCUGGGAUCUAGGCGUAGGAAACCAAUCCUGCGCCUCUCUAGGCUGCUAUUUGAGACCCAGCCUUGGUCAGCAGUGACUGCAGAUUGUGUUUGUCCAAUAGCGGGUUAGCAGCACUCUGAGAACGUGGACGGUGGUUUUGUCCUGGUCACUCUGAACAGCUGCCUGCGUCCCAUAGCCUUUCCCAGUCCUGGUGUCAGCUGCCCUAGCAGAAAGGCGGGGAAUUGGUCAGACCCCAGAGCUGGACUUCCUCUCCAUCCAUUCCUCCAGGUAUGCCACCUGGGAGCUGGGUGAUUCGUGCCCACAAGGAGCAGCACUGCUGCUUAGAAGCUUGUUUCCUUGCUGCACUCAGCAGGCAGACAGAGGACUUCUGUACCCCAAGGCUGUCGCUGUAGAGCCUCCCACCAGCACUACAUCCAGCUGGAGGCUGGAAAUGAGCAGACUGCUGGAGAGCUUGCAGUCUGCUGCUAGCCUGGGAUGUGGUAGUCUCUCAGCAGAGGAAGGACCUACAAGUGGGGAGCACCUGCAAGACUUCCUGCUGCGUUUUUUUUUUUUCUUUCUUUCUUUCUUUUUGUAGUGUCUGAGUGAGAAAAUGGAGUCCAAAGGUGACUUCUCUGGAGGUGACUUAGCAUUUUGUGUAGUUCAGUCACACAGUGGUAGGUUAGACUCAGGGCAGAGCUGAAGGGAAAGAAAAGCUAACAAUCUGAAAAGAGGUUCUGCAAAUAGGGUUUUUUUUGUUUGUUUGUUUUGCCUAUUUUUUUUUCUGGGGCUUGUGCCCUUCUGUAUGUCUUUGUGGUGGAUGAAGUAGUCUGGAAUGAUUUAGAUUUGUUUA